Molecule: messenger RNA, 1961 nt
Organism: Cucurbita pepo subsp. pepo (vegetable marrow)
Lineage: Eukaryota; Viridiplantae; Streptophyta; Magnoliopsida; Cucurbitales; Cucurbitaceae
Molecular function (GO): protein binding
Source: RefSeq, a predicted model, not a curated record
GAAAGCCCUUUUGGAUUCAUUAUUAUUUUUUGAAUUCAAUCCUCAUAAACCCUAAAUUCGAAAUGGGAAUGAUGACGUGAGGAGGGGUGGCUACGGACAUGGUUGAGCAACGCGAAACCAACACCAAACCAUGGGGAACGCUGGAGGAGCUCUUGCUCGCUUCCGCUGUUAAUCGUCAUGGCACCACCAGUUGGGAGUCCGUCGCUAUGGAAAUACAUAAUCGAUGCUCUCAAUCCUCUUCUUCUUUAACUCCCCAAGAUUGUAGGAUCAAGUUCCACGACCUCAAGCGCCGAUUCCUCUCGCAAAAUGACCUCGAUUCUGAUUCUACCUCCCUUAUGCCUAUGCUUGACGAGUUGAGGAAGAUUCGGGUGGAGGAGCUCCGUCGCGAUGUUCAACGUCGGGAUGUUUUGAUCGUGUCAUUGGAAAUGAAGGUGAAGCGGUUGGAGGAGGAGAGGGAACGGAGUUUCAACGAACCCGAUGGGGGACCGGAUCUGGACGUGAACGCCGUCGACACCAACCUCUGUCCCCUUAAUCCCACGCCCUCCGGCGACGACUCCGACGAUCGCGAGAACCGAUCCCUGGACGAAUCCAAUUCCACAAGUAAAAAAGAGGAGGGUGUUGGACAGAACGGCGUGGUUCGGGAGAGGCCGAUAUCCGAAACAAUGAAAAUCACAAAAAAGAAGGAAACCGGGGCGGCACGAACCGGGGAUGAACCGGAGGCAGAACGAGAAAAGGAGACUGCAGCGGGAGGAGGAUAUAAACGACGGGAGAAAAAAGAAAGAAAUUGGGGGAAUUCGAAGGGGAAGGCGUCGGCGGUGGGCGAUUCGAACGAGGCGUGGGAAUCGGUGAGCGAGUCGAAGCAAGAAGGGAAAGAGGGGGCGGUGGCGAAGCAGCAGAGCAGCGACGUACAAAGCUCAGCCGGUUUGUCUCAGAGGAAACGGUGUCGUAGCAGAGGAGGAAAUGGAACUAGCAGCGGCGAAGAGCCCGAGGUAUCUCCCGCCAAGCCCAAGCCCAACUCCAACUCCAAGUCCAAGCCCAACCCCAAGCCCAACUCCAACCCUGCAGCCGUCAAAUCUGAGCCGUUGCUCAAAUUUCUGGAGAUCAUUCGCUCCCAUCGGCUUGGCUCUGCCUUCGAACGCCGCCUACGGAGCCAGGAAUCGGAUAGAUACAAAAAAUUGAUUCGGCAACACAUCGAUCUGAGAACGAUUCAUUCGAGAGUGGUGAAAGGUGCCUAUGCGGAUUCAAUUCACCGGUUCUUCCGAGAUCUCCUCCUCCUCUUCAACAAUGCCGUGAUCUUUUUCCACAGAUCUUCCCCCGAAAAUGGUGCCGCAGUGAAGCUUCGAGCUCUCGUGUUGAAAGAAAUGAAAGACAGAAUACGAAAGCCCCAACCCCCCAUAGUUACAAAACCAAAACCCAAGCAAGAAGCGGAUGUGUCAUCGUCCAAGCCCAGCAAGCCAUCUACGACCAUGGUGGUGUGUCGCAAACGAGAUUCUGUUUCUCAGAUAUCGGAUGUGGGAGGCAAAAAAUCGGAGAAUAAUUCAAGAGAGGGUGAAGGGAAGAGGAAGGGCAAUGAUUGUUCGGAGAUAAAAAUUUACGAGAAGGGUACAUGGAAGAAGGGUUUGAAUUUGAAAGAGAGGGGAAGAGCGGGAGUGGGUAAUUCAGGGGCGAGAAGCUGUAGAACAACGACGAACAAAAAGAAUGGGGAAGUGAAGCACGAAUACGGAGGGAACGAAUUGAGCUCUCACGAUGGGAUGGGAGUUCGAAUAGAAAAGAAAGAGAAAGAGAAAGAGAAAGGGACGAAGAAGAAGCAAGUGGCUGUGAGAUUCUUGAAGAGAAUGAAGCAGAAUUCUCCAAGCGAAGCCACGGACGAAGAUGGCGAUGGUUCAGAGGAUGAGAGUUUAAAAGAAGAGGAGGAGGAGGAGGAGGAAGAAGAAGAAGAGGAAGAAGAAGAAGAAGAAGAA